This is a messenger RNA of Pestalotiopsis fici W106-1, 1584 nucleotides long. RefSeq lists its product as uncharacterized. The coding region runs from base 1 to 1584 and encodes 527 amino acids. Gene Ontology annotation, cellular component: nucleus. Lineage: Eukaryota; Fungi; Ascomycota; Sordariomycetes; Amphisphaeriales; Sporocadaceae. The transcript is spliced from 2 exons. Gene Ontology annotation, biological process: mRNA splicing, via spliceosome. The record is from RefSeq and is a predicted model, not a curated record.
AUGAACAACGACCAAUUUCGCAAGCUGAUUGCAGCGAAGUCGCCCAAAGAGUCUUCCAGCAGCAAUGGCGCAUCGCCAGCUGCACCUCGCGCUGUUGCGCUUGGUUCUAGGCAGAGAUCGAGCAUACCGAUGACGCCAAGGUCUGUAGGUGUCAGUCAUUCCGAUUUCCAGCGACAGCUCGCCGAGCGAAAUCAAGCACAACGUCCACAACAACAAAAAUUCAAAACAUCCGCACCAAAGGGAAGCAAGCUCGCGCAAGGUUACACAGACCGAACAAAACAACGCGAUGACGAGGAAGCGGACGACAGAGCUGUGCGCCUCAAGGCGCUCGAAGAAGCUCUCAAGAAAGAGGAAAUCGACCAAGCGACAUACGACAGCCUCCGAGUCCGAAUAGCGGGCGGCGAUCUUGAAAGUACACAUUUGGUGAAAGGUCUGGACUUCAAACUCCUGGAGAGGAUACGCAAAGGCGAGGAUGUUUACGGCAAUAAGACUUCGGAAAAUGGCGACGCCGGUGCCGACGAGCCAGAGGACGUGGACGACGUCCUGGAUCAGCUGGAAGAAAGCAAUGUUGAGGUUGUUAUGCGAGAGUCAUCCAAGAAGCAGGGUCAGGUUGCGAGUGGAGCGGCCCUGAAGCCCGGUCAAAAGCGCUCGAGGGCCAUGAUUUUGGCAGAAAUGAAAGCGGCGCGGGAAGCUGCCAAAGCCCAGGAACAGUCUGCCCUUGGCUCAAAAUUCAAAAAGAUUGGCGACAAGACCCCAGGGUCGCGCAUUGAGAGAGACAGCAAAGGCAGGGAAGUUCUCAUCAUUGUCGAUGAAGAUGGCAACGAAAAACGCAAAGUACGCAAAAUCCAAACACCACAAGAUGCAGAGGAGGAGGCCAAAGCAAGAGAAUCGUUUGUGCCGGACAAGAACGCAAAACCGCUGGGAAUGGAGGUACCGGAUAUUUACAAACAGAAAGCCAUCGAGUCGGAGGAUGAUAACGACGACAUAUUUGACGGUGUAGGGGAUGAUUAUGAUCCCCUCGCUGGCCUAGAUGAGGACGACUCCGACGAUGACGAGGCUCCAGGCUCCAAGAAGCCCGUCAAGUUGCCGUCAGAAGAGGACAAGACGGCUAACGACAAGGAUAUGCCACCGCCACCUAAACCCGCACCUGCAAGUGGUCCGCGCAACUAUUUCAAAGAUUCGAAAACAGAAUUGGCUUCAGCCCAAACCCUCCAAGCACCAUCCAUGUCUGACCCGGCUAUCCAAGCUGCUCUCAAGAAGGCGGCGUCACUCAAUCGCAGGCCGGCCGAGGAAGAUGACGAGGAAGCCAAAGCAAAGGCAGAACGCCACAAACGAAUGCUGCAGAGCGUCGAUCGUGAUGCUGAGGAUAUGGACAUGGGCUUUGGAACUAGUCGAUUUGAAGAUGAAGCCGACUUUGAUGAAUCUGACGUGAAGCUAUCAAAUUGGGCCAACGGCGAUGAAGAUGACGGCGAAGGUGGCUCAGGAAAGGCAAAACGGAAAAGAGGCGGCAAAAAGCGCAAGGGCGAUGUUAACAAUGCAGACGAUGUUAUGCGAAUCGUUGAACAGCGCAAAGCUGAAAAAUAG